Fibroporia radiculosa is the source of this 567-nucleotide messenger RNA. RefSeq lists its product as uncharacterized. Gene Ontology annotation, cellular component: mitochondrion. The record is from RefSeq and is a predicted model, not a curated record. Bases 1 to 567 code for a protein of 188 amino acids. NCBI's taxonomy places the organism in Eukaryota, Fungi, Basidiomycota, Agaricomycetes, Polyporales, Fibroporiaceae. Gene Ontology annotation, biological process: P450-containing electron transport chain; positive regulation of oxidoreductase activity. The transcript has 6 exons. Gene Ontology annotation, molecular function: 2 iron, 2 sulfur cluster binding.
AUGUCCAGCAUUUUGAAGGCUCGAAGUGCAUUGGCCAUCGUUCGUUGCGAUGUGAUCAUGAGGCAGCGUCGUGUCUUGUUAUGUCAUGGAGAGCUUUCCGGCAGUCCGCGUCUGCAGAUGCGACCACUGCAUUUUGGCUACACCUCUAAUGCAUUUCACUCAAGUGCGGUGGCUUCGCACGGGAGCAUAACACGUCCUGAGCCAGGUACUGGGAUCAAAUUGCAUUUCAAAGAUUCGAAAGGCAGUCCUCUCAAAACAGUAGAAGUCAAUGAAGGGGAUGAUAUUCUCAGUAUAGCACAUGAACACGAUAUUGAUUUGGAAGGUGCUUGCGAGGGAUCUGUCGCGUGCUCAACAUGCCAUGUUAUCCUGUCACCUGAACAUUACGAUUUACUUCCUGAACCAGAGGAUGAUGAGAACGACAUGCUUGAUAUGGCAUUUGGUUUAACAGACACGUCACGUCUUGGGUGUCAGGUCAAGAUCACUCGAGAGCUAGAUGAGAUGAGCGUAACAUUGCCCAGCGCAACGAGGAAUAUGUUUGUAGAUGGCAAAAAGCCUACGCAUCACUAA